CAGUCCAUUCACCCUGCUUGUAUCUUCUCGCGGUAUCGUUAGCAUAGUACACGAUUAGCUUCCUUAGCUAGCUCCGUCGUUUUCAGGUUUCGUGUCGACCUGACGACUACAGCCAGGGAGCGACACGCAAAAGGCUGCAUACAUAUUUAUAUUUUUGAUUCCAAGCUGCUGACGGGACCAGGACCAUGCCGCACAACUUCCAGCCGGGAGACCUGGUCUUCGCUAAAAUGAAGGGGUACCCCCAUUGGCCAGCCAGGAUUGAAGACGUGGCUGACGGAGCAGUGAAACCCCCACCUAAUAAAAUUCCAAUUUUCUUCUUUGGGACUCAUGAAACUGCAUUUCUGGCAGCCAAGGAUCUUUUUGCCUAUGAAAAGUACAGCGAGCGCUAUGGGAAGCCCAACAAACGGAAAGGCUUCAAUGAAGGCUUGUGGGAGAUUCAGAACAAUCCACACGCCUCCUACAGUGCUCCACCUGUGCCCGCCAGCUCAUCUGACAGCGAAGACAACAAGGCCGGUGGUGGAAGCGAUGAUGACGAGGAGGAGGACGAAGAAGCCCCAGUGCCCAGGAGGGCAGACUCUGCAAGCGAAGUGGACUCUGAUUCUGCCAGUGAAGACAGAGGAAGGGGGGGAGGAGGAGGAGGAGGAGGAGUGAAGCGGAGGCCGCAGCCUACGAAGCGGCCGCCUCCCCCGAAAAAGACCCGCCGCUCGUCCAGCGACAGAGACGAGGAGAGCGGAUCCCAGUCGGAGUCGGAAGCCACUCCCUCAGAGUCGGACUCUGGCAAGAACAGCGACCAGGAUUUCACUCCCGAGAAGAAAACAGCAGCCGGCCGAGCUGGAAAGAAAGCAGCAGGCAGAGGAAAGAAAAAGCAGAAAGAUUCAUCCGACUCAGAUUCAGACUCAGGAUCUGCAUCAGAGAAAAAAGCGGCAGACAGCGACUCGGAGGAUGAGAAGCCUCGGCCGGCCGUGUCUGGUUCUGAGUCUCAGUCUGGCUCCAAGUCUGAAUCAGAAUCCGACCCGCCUCCCCGGAAGGCGCCGCAGGCACGCAAAAAAGCGCCAGAGAAACCUGCACCCAAACCCCGCUCACGGAAACCCAAAGCCGCGCCUCCCAAACGAGCAGCGGCAGCAUCAUCGUCAUCGUCAGACAGCGACAGCGACAGCGAGCCGGACCGCAUCAGCGAGUGGAAGAAGCGGGACGAGGAGCGCAGGAGGGAGCUGGAGGAGCGGCGGAAAAAGGAGGAGGCCGAGGAGCUGCGGCGGCUACGGGAGCGGGAGAAAGAGGAGGAGGAGAAGCGGAAAAGAGAAAAAGAGGUGAAAAAGGUGAGCGACAGUGACAGCAGCAGCUCGGAUGAAGGCGUGGACCAUCACCCCUUGAAGAGGUCCAAGAAACCUCCUCCCCCGCCCAUCCCCGCUCCCUCCGACUCCGACUCUCCUCCGUCAGCUGAGGUGAAGAAAGCAGCCAGGAAGUCUGACAAGCAAAGUAAAAGCAGAAUAAAGAAGGAGAAGGAGAGGAAGGAGAAGAAGAGCAAACCUUCUGAGGAGAGAUCCAGAGCCAGGUCCAAACCUGACAAACCCAGACACAAACCAGAGAGGCUUCCACACAAGAAGGUGGAGCAGAAGAAAGAAGCGUUGCCAGAGGAGAAACUUCAAAAACUCCACACAGAUAUUAAGUUUGCGCUGAAAGUGGACAACCCUGACAUCGAGCGCUGUCUCCAAGCCCUGCAGGAGCUGGAAGCCGUGCCUGUUACCAGCCACAUCCUGCAGAAGAACGCUGAUCUCAUCGCCACACUGAAGAAGAUUCGGCGCUACAAAGCCAGCUCAGCCGUCAUGGAGAAGGCCAGCGAGGUGUACAACAAGCUGAAGCUUCGCUUUGUGGGCAAAGCAGAAACGACAGCCAAGGCCAGGACCGACAAGGAAGGCGAGGACAACGAGAAGGAGACGGAAAAGCCAGAUUCCACCGCAGUCAACGGACAGUCGGAAGAGAAAAAAGAGCAGGAGGAAAAAGCAGUGGAAGAUGACGGCAACAACCACGCUGCUUCCAGUCCAAUCAGGCGGAGCCUAGACAGUCCACCGCAGACAAACCAGUACGACCAAGCUAACAGCAACAACUCCGCAGAGAUGCAAGCUGAAAGUUAAAAGACGGAAAGACCCCCCCGCCCCCAGCAGCUAGUAUUUGCUGGAUAUCAGACAUGAUGAUGAUGGUGAUGAUGAUGAUGAUGGACCUGUACCAGCUUUUUGGGAAGGAGGAAACGGGGGUCUGCUUUGUGCCCUCUUCUCUAACACCAUCCUGCCCGUCCGUCUCGGAUGCCUUUUCCCUCCAUCCAUCCAUCCUCUCCGGUGAAUACACGUGCACUUGGUUUAGGCUGAAGCAUCAUUGGGGGGCGGUACUGUACACACGCUACACCUUGGCGACAUCACACCCACCUUUUGGCGUCCUCCACACUGCUCAAGCGCUACUCGUCUUAAGUUUUGGUCUCUUUCUGUUUUUUAAUGUCAACCUGAAUGAUAUGUAAGACAAUGAAAUUUGUUCAAGUCCA
Molecule: messenger RNA, 2533 nt
Organism: Doryrhamphus excisus (bluestripe pipefish)
Lineage: Eukaryota; Metazoa; Chordata; Actinopteri; Syngnathiformes; Syngnathidae
Gene: hdgfl2
Product: HDGF like 2
Molecular function (GO): histone H3K27me3 reader activity; histone H3K9me2/3 reader activity
Source: RefSeq, a predicted model, not a curated record